AUGCAGACGGUUGAGAUCAAAGUGAAAAUGGAUUGUGAUGGAUGUGAAAGAAGAGUCAAGAAUGCUGUCAAAAACAUGAAAGGAGUGAGAAGUGUGGAUGUGAACCGGAAGCAACACCGCGUGACGGUGAGCGGUUUUGUAGACCCGAAGAAGGUUCUAAAGAGGGUGAAGAGCACAGGAAAACGAGCCGAGUUGUGGCCGUAUAUAGCAUACAAUCUGGUGCAGCACCCUUACGUAGCUCAAGCGUACGACAAAAAGGCUCCGUCUGGAUUCGUUCGUAACGUCGCGCAGGCCGUCACGAUCCCGAAUUCAGAAGAGGAGAGAAUCACUUAUCUGUUCAGUGAUGACAACACAAGUGCCUGUUCUAUUAUGUGA
This is a messenger RNA of Striga hermonthica, 375 nucleotides long. NCBI's taxonomy places the organism in Eukaryota, Viridiplantae, Streptophyta, Magnoliopsida, Lamiales, Orobanchaceae. The record is from the annotation of a GenBank genome assembly.